This is a messenger RNA of Oreochromis aureus, 852 nucleotides long. It is a transcript of the gene fxn, whose product is annotated as frataxin. NCBI's taxonomy places the organism in Eukaryota, Metazoa, Chordata, Actinopteri, Cichliformes, Cichlidae. Gene Ontology annotation, biological process: iron incorporation into metallo-sulfur cluster; intracellular iron ion homeostasis. The record is from RefSeq and is a predicted model, not a curated record. Gene Ontology annotation, molecular function: ferrous iron binding; iron chaperone activity; ferroxidase activity. The transcript is spliced from 6 exons. The coding region runs from base 97 to 735 and encodes 212 amino acids. Gene Ontology annotation, cellular component: mitochondrion.
AAUGACGAAAAAGAAAGAAAGCAGCAGCAGAAGAAGAAGGAGAAGAAGCGUUGGCUGUCAAAACACUGGGAGUAUUUGUCGGACCGUCAGUAAACCAUGCGUCUGUUCUGUAAGACACCAGGGAUUUAUUCACACAUGUGUCAGUUCGCGAGCACACAGUUCAGCAUGCUGACACAGCAGAGGAAGAAGGAUUUGGCGAACCAGUUUUGGAGAUUAUCUCACCUCCCGGGGCUUCGUCCGUUCAUUAACCACGCGCUGCAUCCCGCCUGCCGGCCUUCACACAGCUGGUUCGGGAGCAGAAUUAAUGGUUGCAGGUGGAGCAAAACCAUCUACCUGAAUUCACCGAGUCAGAAAAAAGUCACCCUCGUGCAUGUAAGUGAACUGUCUGUAGCAACAUAUGAGAAGCUGGUCGAUGAGACACUGGAUGCUCUGGCUGAUUACUUUGAAGACCUCACCGAUGAAGCUUUUACUGGGGCAGACUAUGAUGUUGUCUUCUCUAGUGGGGUUCUGACAGUGAAGCUGGGUGGAGACCACGGCACCUAUGUGAUCAACAAACAGACACCAAACAAACAAAUCUGGCUUUCUUCUCCUACCAGUGGACCCAAGCGCUAUGACUGGACAGGUGAACGCUGGGUAUAUACUCAUGAUGGCAUCAGCCUUCACCAGCUGCUUUCUAAGGAGUUUUCCAUUAUCUUUAAUAAGAACAUUGACCUGUGUGACUUGCCCUAUUCCUAAAACCCUGUUAAAUGCUUAGAGUAUUCACGGACUCAACGACUCACAGACUGAAUUUCUGUACAGUAUACACAAUAUCUGUCAAACAAAGAAAAUAAUGAAAUUAUGUAUAAAAUGCUG